Stylonychia lemnae is the source of this 1176-nucleotide messenger RNA. Lineage: Eukaryota; Ciliophora; Spirotrichea; Sporadotrichida; Oxytrichidae. The record is from the annotation of a GenBank genome assembly.
AUGACGACAACCACUUCACUGAAAACAUUAAUCUUGCUAUCUUUACUAGUAACUGGGUGCCUCGCUCAAAAUGAUACAGGUACAACUUCGAAUGCUACUGUGCCUCAAGAUAUGAAUAUGGAGAAUAUGGCCACAGCCUAGAGCCCACUUGUGACUGGAAACAAAUGCAAGUAUCAGUGGUAUCCUGAGUUCAAUGUCUUGCAUACAAUGUGCUUCGAUGGUAAUGGAAUGCCUUCCAAAACUUAGAUGAGAAUAGUACAACAACCAAUAUCAAAAUGCUCAGUUUAAAAUAAUAACUUCAUUCUAGCUUUGCAUGUAGAAAAUAUCGCAAGAUUCUUUGUCAAGCCAACUGACGGUACCUAUUUUUGCUGUGAUAUAUAUGAACCUGGGUACGGCUAUUUAUUCACUGAUUGCGGGGGCUCUGAGAUGAUUGUUCUAAAUGAUCGACUUAAUGAUAACUUGUACAAGGAUUAAUAAAAGGUACUAGGAUUCACUUAUCCUUUAUGGAAUUUCACUGAACUCUAAGCAUUAAUUAAUGCUAAAUGCAAUAAUACUUAUAAAGUAGUGGAUGAAUAUGCUUGGGGUGGGGAAUAUUAGAUUUGGAUGACCCUAAACCUGCCUUGGUAAAAUUGGAUGACUGAUAUGAAUAUCCAGGAUUUAUAGGACUUAAAAGUCUGGCUCGUAAGAUAUUAUCAAUUCUUGUAAGCUUACUUUAUCUCAAGCUAAUAAGCUAAUGAAACACAACAAGCUGCAAAUAUACAAGCUUUAAUUAAUAGCUUCGAUCCUGCCAUUGUUGACAUGACUAUAACUGAAAUAGCAGCUAAUUAUUCAAUGUUCUUGAAUAACUUUACUUAAUGGUUUUCAAACAUUUCAUCAUAGGCUGUUUAAUCACAACCUGGCUUAGCUGCAAUCCCUCCUGGAUAUAGAGCGAUUGUAAGAUGGGUAAGAACGCAUAUGAUAUAAGAACUUCAUGUUUAAAUUGCAGUUCAAGUUAAUUAGACUUUGCCUUCAGGUGGUGGUGAAAUUCCUCCACCUAGUGGAUUGAAUACUGGAGCCGGAGGUAUCAACGGAGGUGAUUUCGGCGAUUAGACUUACAAUAAUAUGGGUAUGGAUUCACCAGCCUUGACUAGUGGUGGAUCAAACUAGAAUCUUAAUCCCUUUGGAAGUGGUGUAUGA